Messenger RNA from Seriola aureovittata, 1355 nucleotides. It is a transcript of the gene hspbp1, whose product is annotated as HSPA (heat shock 70kDa) binding protein, cytoplasmic cochaperone 1. Lineage: Eukaryota; Metazoa; Chordata; Actinopteri; Carangiformes; Carangidae. The transcript has 8 exons. Bases 157 to 1167 code for a protein of 336 amino acids. The record is from RefSeq and is a predicted model, not a curated record.
UGGCAGCCUCCUUGCCACUCGUGCUAGCUAGAAUGUUCUAGCGUAUUCAUGUUUCUGUGUUUACAGGGGGAGUAAAGUUGUUCCUAAAUAAAGCAGAACCCGUGUGUCCAUUUAUUCAACUCAUUUGUACAGGAGUCCUGAAAAGCAGCACACAUCAUGGCAGAAAACAAUCAGAACAGAAGAUAUCCGCAAAAUCUUCAGGGGGUUCUGCAGCUGGCAGUGGAGGCUGGAUCUGCUGCAGAGGGACCUACCCCUGUUGAACCCAUGUCAGAGGAGAGGAAAACAUGGCUAAGAGAAGCUCUUGCAGAAGUUUGCAAAGGGCCGAUGGAUGAAGUGGAGCAGAUGAAGCAGUGCUUGGCAGUCCUAUGCAAAGAGGGAAUGAGCGAAAGUGAGAGAGAGGGAGAGGAGGAGAGGGAUGAAGAGGAGGAUGAAGAUGAGCGAGAAUCAGCCUUUGAGAUGCUGUCAGAGUUGUGUGAGAACUUGGACAAUGCUAGAGACCUAAUGAUUCUGGGUGGGCUGGAGUUGUGCCUCUCCAAGUACCUGUGUCAUGUCCAAAGUGGCUUAAGGUGGCGUGCUGCCCAGCUGAUCGCUUCCUGUGCACAGAACAUGCCCCAAGUGCAGGAACACUUGCUUAGCAUGGAGGCACUGCCAAAGCUGCUGCAGCUGACGGACUCAGACCCCCACCCAACUGUCAGAGUAAAAGCCCUUUAUGCUGUCUCAUGUCUGGUCCGAGAGCAGGAGACAGGUCUCCAGGCUUUCCUCUCCCACGAUGGUUUCUCAGUGUUAAUGCGAGGCAUGCAGUCUGACAAUGAGAAGGUCAGGACCAAGUCAGCUUUCCUUCUGCUCAACCUGCUCACGUCACAUCCUGAACAGAAAGACACAGUUGUCUCCAUGGGUAUGGUACAGCAGCUGGUAUCUGUUCUCCGCACCCCUCACUCACCUUUUCAUGAGCAUGUGCUUGGUGCCUUGUGUUGUCUGGUGGAGGACUGUCCACAUGGGCUCAAAGACUGCAUGAAUCCUGCUCUGGGUCUGGAGGAGCUACUCAAACAGCGAGCCAGAGAGCUCCAAGGAAAGGAAGAAAGUCAGGAAGAACUGGACUUCUGCAACCACUUGAGGGUAAUGUGUUUUCGCGGGCAGCAGUCAGAUGACAAUGGGAUGGAUCGCUGAAGUCUUAUGUUCCUCACCUGUUUUAGUAUUAGUGUAAGAUGUAACAGAAGAUGUUUGAUGACCUGGAUCAUGGAUGUUAUGCAACGUCCUUUCUGUUAUGACAAUUACUGUCCAUAUUUUGCAUGUACUCCAGGAGCUGGAUUUUACUGUGUAAAUAACUGUAAUGUAUAAAAUACUUUUUCCAGUCA